CAUCCCAACGAGUUUGCAACUAGAGAGUACAUGGUUAGGAGGACUUUUAUACAGAAACAACGCGCCAGGAGAGGAAGCUAAAGGAGAGUCUUCCAGCCGAACGUUUGGCAAUUCGUUUGUAGCAAUAAUUUUGAAUUCAUAAAAAAAAAAUUAGUAAGUGGAAAUAUUUGUUCCUCCGAAGAAGGGUUGCAAACUAAAAAGUAUUGUUCGGGAUUCUUCCGUUUUAUGAGUCGAUUUGAUUGAAUCAACACAACUGUGAAAGUAUUUUGUUUUAAAAUUUGUGACUCUAUUCGUUUUGCAUGGAUAAAUAGCGACCCAAUAUGACGAAUCAUAUACUACACUUUUUUCGAGCAAAUGUGCGAUUGAACUAUCGUUUCGGAUGCUCGUCCUUCCACACAAGUGGACUGCUUAGAAAUAUUUCUUCAAAAGACGAGUCUCAUCCAGAGAGUCCGGAGACUGCUGCCAAAGAAAUUCCGAAGUCUGAUUCUUCUGGUGAAUCCGUCAAUUCCAACGUCGCUUCGCAACAGCCAGGACCAUCUAAUUCCGAAUCUUCUGACCAAGCAUCCUCUCCAGUAGCUCCCGAAAUUGUUUCAAAAGAGAUGCGCGAUACUAAGAGUCCUUGGGAAGAGAUGGUCAGAAAAUUCCAACAAGACGCUUCUUUACAAGAAGACUAUAUAAAAAAUCAUCCCCUCUCUAAGCAUGCAUUAGAAAAUGCUAAGGGUUUACGACAAACCAAUUUACAUGUGCAAUAUUUUUCUCCAUUUGACAAGUAUGUUCGUCCUUUAGAUGAAUUUGCCAAUUUUCAAAACUUUGACGAAUAUAAUGCGUUUAAUGAAGAAAAAUUUAAAAAUUAUACUCCCCCGAUAGAUGCUUUCCGCGGCAAGCCGCCUUCGAGUCACGUUCCAUUCAGUUAUGGGGGCACAAAUCAGGGCGCUACCAUGAGUGAUUUUUUGGUGGAAACUACCGGUGUCCCAAAAAGUUAUUUGCAAUCGUUCGUUUUUGUUCCUUUAGUUAUUCGUCGAGUCGUUAACCAAACCCGUAAGGGUAAAAUUCCCAGUAUAUAUGUUUUGACCGUCGUUGGUAAUCGCAACGGAGUUAUAGGUUAUGGUGAAGGAAAGGCAGCCAAUUAUUCAUUAUCGUAUAAACAAUCUUGUGCUCGUGCGGUCAAAAGCAUGAAAAGUAUUCCACGAUACGAAAACCGUACUGUGUAUGGCAACUUGCAUAAGAAGUUUCACGCCGUCCACCUUACUUUACGCUCACGUCCCGCUGGUUUUGGCUUGCGUUGCAACGCUAUCUUGUUUGAAAUUUGCCGGUGUGCAGGUAUCAAAGAUUUAAGCGGUGAUGUUAUGGGAUCUAAAAAUGGCAUGAAUGUUGUGAAAGCAGUAUUUGAAGCUCUACACGAGCAAACACUUCCGGAAGAUAUUGCUUUACAACGUGGUCAUAAGAUUGUUGAUGUUCAACGUGAGUAUUACAAAGGUUCCCACUAAAUUUGAGAAGUGUCAUUUAAUUUCUACCAUGUGUAAUAUUUGAAUCUCUAUUAUUCUACUUAUGACUUUUCAUUUAUCCUUUCUUUCAUAUAUUCUUUUGUCAACAAGAAUUUGCAAUUCUAAAAAGUACUCGUUAUAAUGCAUUUAAGAUCACUUUAUUAUU
Molecule: messenger RNA, 1650 nt
Organism: Schizosaccharomyces octosporus yFS286
Lineage: Eukaryota; Fungi; Ascomycota; Schizosaccharomycetes; Schizosaccharomycetales; Schizosaccharomycetaceae
Product: ribosomal protein subunit S5
Exons: 2
Coding region: 321-1487 (388 amino acids)
Biological process (GO): translation
Cellular component (GO): ribosome
Molecular function (GO): RNA binding; structural constituent of ribosome
Source: RefSeq, a predicted model, not a curated record